GCUCUGUGAGUAACAACUCUCAGCUGACUCAACAAGAGCGACCUGAACCUGCAGCGGGUCAUGCAGUGCUGAUUAAGUCUGAUCAGAUCUUAUCUCAGAUGAGCUGAGCUGAGCUGAGGUCCGGCGAGUAGGUGAAUGGAGCUCAAGGUAUGGGUGGACGGAGUGGUGCGGGUGGUGUGUGGCCUCUCGGAGGAGACGUCCUGUCAGGAUGUGGUCAUCGCUCUCGCUCAAGCUAUAGGCCAGACGGGCCGCUAUGUCCUUAUCCAAAGACUGAGGGACAACGAGCGGCAGCUUCUGGCUACUGAGCGUCCUUUGGAGUCCCUGGCCAAGCUUGGACAGCACAGUAAUGAGGUGCAGUUCUAUCUGCGUCGCACUGGUCCCAGCAGCAGCGACAACCACGAGCGCACUCCUUCUCUGCACAGACCUUCUGAAACCGAGCUCCCAAAACGCAACGGCCCCAAAAAAUCCUUCACCUUUAAUCUUGGCCCGUCCUCUUCCCCACGCGUCAAGCAUAAACAGAACCGCAAGACUUUUAGUCCCAAACACUCUCCCGAUCCCAGAGCUUCGCCACUUCCUCAUGCCUUCCAUCUGCCCAGCGUAUCCAGAGAGGAGGCGUUCCGGCACGUUCUUCAGCAGCAGGAGCGGCUGAAGGCCCUCGAGGCCCAGCUAGAGCUUCUGGAAUGGGAGACGCAGGCAAUCGAGCAGCAGGAGGAGCUAACUGCUGCGGAGCAGACGCUGCUAGAAGAUGAGGAGCGGUGGGAGGACGAGCUGAGGGCCGAGACGCAACGGGAGCGUGUCAUGAGGAGGCGACUAGGAGAACUCCACGCCAAGCUGGACGAGUGCGGGCGCAGCCUGCAUGAUCUAACUGCACGAUCCGAGCAGCUAGAGCAGGACAUUCAGAGGGAAAAGCUGGAGACUGAAUCUCUGCCCACACAGCUGGCGAAAGAAGGUUCAGCGGAUACAGUGCAGGUUGAGUUCCAGAGUCAAGAGAAACAGGGAGAGACGCUGAAGGCGGAGCUUCAUGAGACUGAAAAAGUUCUGGAGAAUGCAGAAAUGGUGCUGCAGGCUAAGCAGGAGCAGUUGGAUGAACUGAACAAGGAGCUAAGGCAGUGUAACCUUCAGCAGUUCAUCCAGCAGACUGGAGCACUCCCAGUCCACAGCUCUUCUCGUACAGACCUCCACCAACAGCUGGAUCAACAAGAGCUUGCUCAGCUACUGCUGGAUGUAUCGAUCGACGCUGACAUUCUGUCAAGACCCACGGCCAAGCAGUUUCUGGGGCAUCCACGCAACCUGCAGCACCCCCUGGUGUCCAGCCUCAACCCUGAGGUCCUGACAUCCAGGGAGUCUUGGAGCUAAGACCUGAAGGGCCAAGGAUCUUAAUAUAUCUAUAUACUAAAAACCACCUACUGUUCUAACAACCCUAUUUGUGUAACUAUAUAUACUGUAUUGUAUAUACAAAUGUUUACAUUUUCUUACAUUCCAGAACAUGUAUUUACUGUAAGAUAUUAUUAAAGAUUUAUCUAGAAAACGAUUACUUUGUUUAUGUAUUUAAAUCUAAUAAAGACAGUGUAUUGUAUUUCUCAUAA
Molecule: messenger RNA, 1586 nt
Organism: Trichomycterus rosablanca
Lineage: Eukaryota; Metazoa; Chordata; Actinopteri; Siluriformes; Trichomycteridae
Gene: rassf7a
Product: Ras association domain family member 7a
Exons: 6
Coding region: 136-1356 (406 amino acids)
Biological process (GO): signal transduction
Source: RefSeq, a predicted model, not a curated record